CGGCGAAAACUAAGGUUAUCAACUUGUUCCUAAGCCAGCACCCAACGAAAAUAAGACCAAGUCAAGUCUUAGUUAUUUAAACUAAAUUUCAUUCUUUAUACUCUUUAAAAAUCAAUUCAAUUCAUAAAUGUCGAUACAAUAUGGCCGAAAGCGACGACGAACAAAUAACCCUCUCGUCGCACGCUCUAGCAGCGCUGCAGGAGUUCUACGGAGAGCGCGACGCACACGUCGAUAAGUUCGAGAAGCUAAAGGCGGUGGCCGAGGACGAACGUGUCGUCGUCUCGCAGCCGCUGUCUAUGGAUGCGUUUACCGAGGACUGGAAUAAGUCGCAGUUUUGGUACUCGGACGAAACGGCUAUACUAUAUGCGAAACAGCUGCUGGAUGGCAUACGCGAAGACGAGGUUGUUGCUGUGGUGUCGGUGCCUACUGUGUUUAUUGCACUGAAGAAUCUGUUGAACGCAGCAGACGCCAACGCCCCCAAACCAAAGAAAGUCGUCUUCUUAGAGUACGACCAGCGGUUCUCUGUCUUCCCCGAGUUUAUAUUCUACGACUUCCUGCACCCUAUCAAGCUUCCCGCCGAACUAAAAGGCGGCGUCGAUCGCAUCAUAUGCGACCCCCCUUUUCUCAGCGAGGACUGCCAGACUAAAAUGGCCCUAACCAUCCGCUGGAUGUCCCGCUCAAACCCGCGGCUCGUAAUCACCACGGGCGAGCGCAUGGAGGCCCUGGUGACGAAGCUAUACCGGUCCCUCGGCGCGCGGACCACGACGUACGAGCCGGUGCACACGCGCGGCCUCAGCAACGAGUUCUACUGCUAUGCUAACUUUGAGUGCGACGCCUGGAAAUUUAAGGGCGGGGAUAAUAAGGGGGAAUAGACAGACCUAAGAGAUUGAUUGAUUGAUGGAUUGAUUAGGUGGAAUAGAACAGUAGGUAGCUUUGGGGGUUUGCUAUACGUUGGUUGGUGUCCGAAGACGUGAAGAGAAUAGGGCCACCAUGGAGGAAGAGAACUAUUGGGUGAGAUUAUUCAAUAGACACCGUCCAACUCUUAAAUAUUGCCUCUAUUUCGCUGUUUUCAUUUGAGUACCUAAUCUAGGUCGA
Molecule: messenger RNA, 1095 nt
Organism: Daldinia vernicosa
Lineage: Eukaryota; Fungi; Ascomycota; Sordariomycetes; Xylariales; Hypoxylaceae
Product: N(6)-adenine-specific DNA methyltransferase
Exons: 5
Coding region: 141-872 (243 amino acids)
Biological process (GO): methylation
Molecular function (GO): nucleic acid binding; protein-lysine N-methyltransferase activity
Source: RefSeq, a predicted model, not a curated record